Molecule: messenger RNA, 3729 nt
Organism: Lampris incognitus (smalleye Pacific opah)
Lineage: Eukaryota; Metazoa; Chordata; Actinopteri; Lampriformes; Lampridae
Product: transcriptional regulator QRICH1-like
Exons: 12
Coding region: 160-2412 (750 amino acids)
Source: RefSeq, a predicted model, not a curated record
CGCCGAGCGAAAUAUGAGUGGUCAAGAAAAGAAAAAAAUACAGCUUGGUAUCUAGCAAAAACAUACAAAAAUAAAGGGCUUUAAAAGGCAGCGGAAGACAUCGGUGAUAUUUCUGCAAGCCUGAUCCCCUUGAAGAGGAGAGAGGGCUUCCCAGCACUAAUGAAUAACUCCUUGGAUGGUACAGGCUCCUAUGAGGAGCUGGUGAGACAGAAAGCUCGAAGUGUCCCCCAACAUCGAAUGAAGGAGUUCUUGGAGUCCUUGGCAAACAAGGGUCCAGAUGCCCUACAGGAGUUCAGUCAGCAAGGGGGAGAUUCAACAACCACCACCACCACCAUGGUGUACCAACAAGAAGCCAACUGCAUCUACACAGACAGCACAGAGGUUGCAGGGUCACUGCUGGAACUAGCUUGCCCGGUUCAGGUGCAGGUUCAGCCCCAGCAACAACAGAUACAGGAGUCUACAGCUCAACAGCAGUCCAUACAACAAAAUUCAGAGCAACAGAUUGUGCAGGUUCAAAUCCAAGGUCAGCAGCAGGGUCAGAUGCUGGGUCAAGUACUUCAAGUGCCCUCUGGGUCUCAUCAACAACUACAGGGUGUGACUACUGCACAGCUCAUUCAAUCCGGGGAUCUUACUGAGGAGCAGCACCAACAACUGCAAGCUCAGUUAGUAGCGGCUGUGGCCGGAGGACAGCAGAUCCAGAUUCAGACAGUGGGGGCACUUUCUCCUACCCAGCAGCAGGACACUGCUGAGAGGAGAGUGCUUGGAACUACUGUUGCCACGUCCCAAGGAGCAGGGGUCCUUCAGCCAGCCAAGAAGCGUAAGGUGGACAUGCCCAUCACAGUGUCCUAUGCCCUGCCUGGGCAGCAGGUAGCCACUGUCCUAGCCAUCCCUCAGGGCCAGGGCCAACAGCAGAGCUAUGUGUCUCUGCGGCCAGACCUCUUAACUGUAGACAGUUCUCACCUUUACAGUGCCACAGGCACGAUUACCAGUCCCACAGGAGAGACUUGGACAAUCCCUGUCUAUUCUGCUCCUGCUGGGUCUGGUCGUGAACAGGUCACCCACAUUGCCAUCCCUCAGGAGGCCUAUGGAACGGUACAGGUCGCAGGGGCAAACACUACAACAAUGACCACAAUGCCAACUCAAGUCGCUGUUGAAAAUGACAAGCUGAAAAUGUCUGUUAGCCAAAGUCAGACAGCACAGGCUGUCUCCAGCAUAACGAGUUCUGGAGGGAUGGGCGGGCAGGAAGAAGUGGUGCAUACCCUGGCCACUAACACCCUGUUCCCUGCCCAGUUGAUGAAUGGAAACAUCCACAUCCCAGUGGCACUGCAGGGAUACCCCAACACUACCCAGUCCCUUAUCUGGGACCCCCAGCAGCAAGUGCUGCACACACAGGGGCUCUCUGGACAGGAUGCACAGCAGUUACAGGGCCAGACUGUGGCAGUAGCAGAAGUUGAUGGCCAAGGCCAGCACCAAGUUCAGGUACAGGAGCUGCUGUUACCUGCCUCGCUGAAGCCAGAGGAGGGCCUGGAGGUGUGGCGGCUCUGGGCUCAAAGGAAAAAUGCAGAGUUGGACAAAGAGGAGAAGAAUAAACUGGCUCCAAUUGGACGUCGUCAGGCAUUGCGUUUCCAGGAAGACUUGGUGUCAUGUGCAGUAGCUGAGCUCAGCAUGGCGCUUUCUCUGAUGACCCAGGAGGCCCGGGGUUUGGAAGGGGAGACUUACGAAGCUGAUGUUCUCUAUUAUGUAUUUUUAUGCAUACAAAAAUAUCUGUUUGAUAAUGGCCGUGUGGAUGAUGUCUUCUCUGAUCCAUACUACACCCGCUUCUCUCAGAGUUUGCACCAGAUACUAGAGCCAUGGAGGCCAUCAGUCCACCCAUUAGGUUAUGUCAUCCCCAGUCAUGUGACAGAAGAAAUGUUGUGGGAAUGCAAACAGCUAGGAGCCCAUUCCCCAUCUACACUACUCACAACUCUAAUGUUCUUUAACACCAAGUAUUUCCACCUGAAAACAGUUGAACAGCAUCUGAAAGUGGCCUUCUCUAAGGUGCUGAGACACACCAGAAAGAGUCCCAACAACCCCAAAGACAAGAGCACCAGCAUCCGAUACCUUAAGUCCACAGAAAGAUUUAUAGGGCAGAAAGUGACAGAUGACAUGUACUCGGAGCAGCUGGAGGAUCCAGAGAACCCUCUGCGCUGUCCCAUCAAGCUCUAUGACUUCUACCUCUUCAAAUGCCCACAGAGUGCUAAAGGCCGUAACGACACAUUCUACCUGACCCCUGAGCCCGUUGUCGCUCCAAACAGCCCCAUUUGGUAUUCUACACAGCCAAUCCCAAGAGAACAACUUGAGCAGAUGCUCGCACGUAUCCUCGUUGUCCGCGAAAUCCAUGAAGCCACCACCAUGUCAGUGACCUUGCACUAGCUUGGCUGUCGGAGAACAGCGAAUGGACUUGCCUCAUCCUUUCAUCUACUCUUUCUUCACCCAUCCUUCGCUCAUUAACAAUGGAUCUUUAUUCUCUCACGUCCUGUGCUUUUUAAGGUUGGCAUGUAUAUGGUUGUAUUUACCAUAAAUCUGCAUAUCUGGAAUACACUGUACAUACACAUACAGCAUAUAAAGAUGGCAGGGUUUGCCUCACAGAGGCAUAAUCUCUCAACCCCACAAUGACUUUUUUUUUUUUAUUAUUUUUGCCAAAGGAUGUAGUGUCUAACCUUUUUUAUUGGACCUGAACUAUAAAUGUUAUUGUUUAAACUGUUGGUUUACCUACCAAUAGUUCAUAAAUAAUUGUACAUUUUCCUUGCUUUUUUGUUUUAAUCUGUAAUAUAUGCGGUAUAUAAUUUCACUGAGGUUGGCUUGCUCCAUUCUGCAUUUCAUCUGUCCAACUUUGCUCUUUAUAUAAAUCUCUUUCUUGCUCUACUGCCCCCUCAUCUCUUCCUUUCAUAUUAUAUCACAGAGCAAUACCUCAGUGGUGUUUAGACUGCAAGAUACUGAGGAUAGGGCCACUCAGAUACUCGUGCCCUGAGCUGUGGGAGUUUUUUUUUUUUCCCUCCACUUUUCUUUGUAUCUUGACUUGUGUCAGUCUGGAGCUGCGCUGACAUAUGAACACAACGAACUGCGGAGAUUACUUGCUUAUAGUGAAUGGUGCUUGGGCUGUAGUGCCCCUCAUUGGAUUAGCUCAGAUCAGCAGCGUUGGAUAACAUAAGGACCUAAACCUCUGUUAUGGACUUCAUUGCCAUACGGUGUCGCCACUCGACCUGCAGGUACUUGCAGCUGCCACAUGGAGGACACCUGUCAGAGAGGCUUGAGAGGGCUGACUAUAGGCCGCGUCCUCAUCACCAACCCCCAGGACUCACCCUUAGAGGGAUCCAUUGUAUCAUAAAUGUUUAUUACAUGGCAAUUUAAAGACUCUUAAAAUGGGUUAGCCAUUAUUGUUGUAUAAUGUAUAAUACUCAUAGCUCCUUGUACUGUAAUGUUUCAGUCAUCCAAGGAGAAUGGCAGUGCCUGUGUGUUUUUGAAACAUGACCUUUUUGUACAGCCACUACACCUUUUUGUCUUUGCUUCUCUAGCGAGUCCGUUCUGCACUUGCAUUCCAAGGUAUCGGUAGCAUGUUCUAUCAUUACAUACAGUGCCUUCAGAAUGUAUUCACCCCUCUUGAACUCCUUUCACAUUUUGUUCCUAGUUCACCGCCAAAUUUUAAUGCAUUGAAAUAAUUUCUCCCUUCACUAAAUAAAUUCAAGCCUA